Messenger RNA from Sphaerodactylus townsendi, 911 nucleotides. Its product is annotated as phospholipase A2-like. The transcript is spliced from 3 exons. Lineage: Eukaryota; Metazoa; Chordata; Lepidosauria; Squamata; Sphaerodactylidae. Bases 1 to 429 code for a protein of 142 amino acids. The record is from RefSeq and is a predicted model, not a curated record. Gene Ontology annotation, molecular function: phospholipid binding; calcium ion binding. Gene Ontology annotation, biological process: lipid catabolic process; arachidonate secretion; phospholipid metabolic process.
AUGGAAGACUAUUUAGAAAAGACUGCAAGCGGCACCUGGAGGCCUUGGGGCACAGCCCCCAUUUUGGAAACGGCCCCAUUCCAUUUGCCCCAACAGUCCAGAUCUUCGACAGUUGCCAACUUCUGGGCUAGCCUGAACAUUUGGGGACAUUUCUCGUUUUUGCUGUUUGGCAGGUGCUGCUUUAAGCACGACUGCUGCUACGGACAAGCAGAAAAAGCCGGCUGCACGCCCAAAAUGGAAAAGUACCUGUGGGAGUGUGAGGACAACACAGCCAAGUGCGAUGACAUCGAGGACAAGUGUCAAAAGAUGGCUUGCAAGUGUGACCGCGAGGCUGCCAAGUGUCUGGCGAAAGCCCCCUACAAUGCUACGCACAUCUGGUGGCCGGUGGCCCGGUGUGGAACGUCCAGCCCGUCCUGUGAAGAGGAUUAAGGCAGAUCCCCACUCGGGCAUGCCGUGGGACUAGAUAAAGGCUGGCUUCUUUAUUUAAAAAAGAACCGUCCUGGCUGUAAGUUUCUCCUCUAGCGGGAGGGUCGUUUUCUCAACACUGGCAAAUCCAGUCAUUCUGAUAUUAACAAGGAACAUCGGCAUAACAGCGGAAGAGCCUUGCUGGGUCAGAACUGCGGUCCAUUCUCGUCCGGCAUCCUUUUUCAACAACCUGCCCCAGAGAGCCAACAACAGAACUGUCCUCUGAUGCUGAUUCUUAGUGCUGGAAUCCAGAGGUUGACUGUCCCUGAGCGUGGAGGUUCUCUUUAUCCACCCGGGCUAGCUGUCAUUGAUGGAUCCAGUUUGCCAAUAAUCUGUGCAACCCUCUUUUAAAGACUUCUGUGCUCAGAGCCAUCCCUUCAGAGAAUUCCACAGUGCAAUUGCUUGUUGAGUAAUAUUUUGAUUAAUAAACUUUUUUUUGUUUGGCA